Molecule: messenger RNA, 7424 nt
Organism: Solea senegalensis (Senegalese sole)
Lineage: Eukaryota; Metazoa; Chordata; Actinopteri; Pleuronectiformes; Soleidae
Gene: magi3a
Product: membrane associated guanylate kinase, WW and PDZ domain containing 3a
Exons: 21
Coding region: 907-5313 (1468 amino acids)
Biological process (GO): signal transduction
Cellular component (GO): cytoplasm
Molecular function (GO): protein binding
Source: RefSeq, a predicted model, not a curated record
AGAGAGAAAAAAAAAAAGUUAUGGAAAGAAGCCUAAACGGAGCUGUUGUACACUGCACGCUGCUGUGUGGCUUUCACACGGCAACAAAAUCACCACCGCGUUCACACGGAAGCAGCGCAGAGCGCGCGACUCCACGCAAGUCGUGAAGAAAACGGAGAAGAAGAACCCGGUUCAGAAGGCAAAAAGACGAGAGACACACUCAGAGACACAGAGACACAGAGAGGGACACAGAGCCAGGUAUGUUUUUCCGUUUCCAAGGAUUGAUGUCAGCGCUGAGGAGGGAAGGAAAGGAGGACAGGUGCGCUGCAGAGUGAACUUAGGUCUCCCAGCAGCAGCUUCACGACACGGAGUGGACACACGGAGACACUCCGCAGAUUUGGAAACCCGCUUUCCAAGUUAUUCAACUAUUUGUUUAUACUUGUUUUCUGUGAAGCGGUAAAAACUUGCAUCUUCUUUUCCUUUUGACGCCGAAGUGGAACAUAUUUCACUGCAGCCUUCACGCGACCCUUUGCUGCCUCGUAAUGUUGACAUUUUGACGACGUGGAGUAAGCCGUGAGACCCACUCGUGUAUGUGUGUGUGAGAGAGACGCGCCAGCAUCAGAACCAGCACUUUUCGCUUCAAUGCGACACUGACGCAGCUGAUCUGGCAUCAUCGCAGACAAACAGGUGAUGAUCGAGUGAUUCAGUGGAAGUAUCGAUCGUCGAUCGAGGGACUUUGAUUAGAAAUAUUCAUAAAAAAAGUGACUCUUCUCAAGCUGGAAUGGAAUACAACACAAGAAAACGCCCCCAACUUCUGUAAUCUGCAAUGAUUUUUUCCCCGUGCGUCAUUGCGUCUUAGGAUCAGAUUGCGCUGAAGGACGACCGGUCUUGGGACUUGCUUUCGGGUUUACAGGAGCUACGCGGACAAUGUCCAAGACACUGAAGAAGAAGAAGCACUGGUCCACCAAAGUGCAGGAGUGCACCGUGUCGUGGGGGGGUUCCGGGGAAUUGGUCGCGGUGGUUGAGGUGCGCGGCGGCGCCGAGCUGGGAGAGUUCCCGCACCUCGGACACAUAGUUUCGGAGGCGAUGGUUUGUCUCAGCGGGAGGUUGCCCGGCAGCGGGGACGUGCUGCUGGAGGUGAACGGCACUCCGGUGAGCGGACUCACCAACCGAGACACGCUGGCUGUCAUCCGACACUUUCGAGAGCCUGUCCGACUGAAGACUGUGAAACCAGGUAAGGUGUUGAAUCCUGAUUUGCGUCACUACCUCAGUCUGCAGUUUCAGAAAGGCUCCCUGGACCACAAGCUCCAGCAGGUGAUCAGGGACAACCUAUACCUGCGCACCAUUCCAUGUACCACUCGGCAGCCCAGAGAGGGGGAAGUUCCUGGUGUGGACUACAAUUUCAUUAGCGUGGGAGAAUUCCGUGAGCUGGAAGAAAGUGGACUUCUGCUGGAGAGUGGCACCUAUGAUGGAAACUACUAUGGAACCCCCAAGCCCCCGGCAGAGCCGAGCCCCGUGCAGCCGGACUUGGUGGACCAGGUUCUGUUUGACGAGGAGUUUGACACCGAGGUCCAGCGGAAACGCACGACCUCUGUCAGUAAAAUGGACAGAAAGGACAGUGCUGCACCGGAGGAGGAAGAGGAAGAAGAGAGGUCUCCGAUGGUCAACGGCCUGACUGAGCACAAGGACAAGGCGGAGUGGAGGAAGACGGUGCCCAGCUACAACCAGUCUGCUGGGGCCAUGGAUUUGCGUGUGUGGAACACACAGGAUGAAAGUCAGGAGCCCUUGCCUAAAAACUGGGAGAUGGCCUACACGGAGACUGGCAUGGUGUAUUUCAUAGAUCACAACAGCAAGACCACCACCUGGCUGGACCCCCGCCUCGCCAAGAAAGCCAAGCCUCCUGAGAAAUGCGAGGAAGGAGAGCUGCCCUAUGGCUGGGAGAAGAUCGAGGACCCACAGUAUGGAACCUACUAUGUAGACCACAUCAACCAGAAGACCCAGUUCGAGAAUCCCGUUCUGGAAGCAAAGAGGAAGUUGAGCGUGGACACACCUACUGCCCUACCGCAGCCACCAGCACCAGCCACAGAGGAGCCUGGUGUGGGAGUGCGGGGCUUCACACGGGAUCCAUCUCAGCUGCAGGGCUCUAUCCUGCAGACGUCGCUAAGAAAAAGCCCCCAGGGAUUUGGGUUCACCAUCAUCGGAGGAGACCGACCCGACGAGUUCCUUCAAGUCAAAAAUGUCCUCCCGGAUGGACCUGCUGCACAUGACAACAAGAUCAGCUCAGAAAAACUCAUGAUUGUUUCAGGUGACGUGAUCGUUGACAUCAAUCGGACGUGUGUGCUGGGGAAGACUCACGCUGACGUGGUGCAGAUGUUCCAGUCCAUCCCUAUCAACCAGUAUGUCGACAUGGUCCUGUGUCGGGGCUACCCCCUGCCUGAGGACUCCGGCAACAGUGAAGAGGUCUUAGGAGGCCCUGGCACCUCCAAGGACGCUUCCCCUUCCCCCUCCACCUCCACGCCACAGGAGCCUCAUUACACAGUCCCGGAUGGAGGAACUCUCUCCAGGCAGACUGCUGCCGUAGCACCCAUGACCAAUGGCGGCCGUCACCAUCACCAUUCUCAUCCCCAACAACACCACCACCACCACCUUCCUCACGUCCCCAAUCAAGAAGGCCCCGACCCUACUCUGUUACAGCCAGAGCUGGUGAGCGUCCCACUGGUGAAAGGCCCCACUGGGUUCGGCUUUGCCAUCGCGGAUUGCCCCCUGGGCCAGAAGGUGAAGAUGAUCCUGGACGCGCAGUGGUGCCGCGGCUUGCUGAAGGGCGAUGUCAUCAAGGAGAUCAACAGGCAGAAUGUCCAGACGUUGAGCCACUCCCAGGUGGUGGACAUCCUGAAGGACCUGCCUGUGGGCAGCGAGGUCAAUGUGCUGGUGCUUCGAGGAGGUCAGACAUCUCCUGUGAAAUCACUGAAACCGUGCACAGCUCCCGUGUCCCAAGCUCUGUCCCAGCCAACUCCUCAACAGGCACCUCAUGCUGUACCCCAUCAAGGCCCCCAGCCACAGCGACAGGAGGUGAUCAACAGCACAGAGGCUCUCAGUCAGCCGGAGACGACACCCAAUCCCAAUCCCAAUCCCAUCUCCUUCCCAGCCAACACCCUGCAUUCGUCCUCGCCCAAACCAGAUGGGUCUGAGCUCUACCUCAAGUCCAAGGCGUUGUUGGACAGCAAACCUGCUAAUACCAAGGACUUGGAUGUGUUCAUCAAAAGGAACCAGGAAUCGGGCUUUGGCUUCAGAGUCCUUGGAGGCGAGGGGCCAGAUCAGCCGGUUUACAUCGGCGCAAUUGUGCCGCUCGGUGCCGCUGAGAAAGACGGGCGCCUGCGGGCAGGAGACGAGCUUCUCUGUAUAGACGGUGUGCCAGUCAAGGGCAAAUCCCACAAGCAAGUGUUGGAGCUGAUGACCAACGCUGCCCGAAACGGCCAAGUCAUGCUCACAGUCCGCAGGAAGCUGGUGCACUCAGAUGGGGGUGAAGAGGAGGAGAGUGGUCAGCAGCCCCACCACGUUGCAUCUGCCCUGGUCAACAGCUCUCCCAAGAUGCCCGGUACCGAGCUGCCAAGUGCUGUCCAGCAAGCCCAUUCGUCUCGACCCGAGUGCUUUGACAUCACUCUGCAGCGCAAAGAUAACGAGGGCUUUGGUUUUGUCAUCCUGACCUCAAAGAACAAGCCCCCACCUGGAGUUAUACCUCACAAGAUUGGCCGCAUCAUUGAGGGCAGCCCCACGGACCGCUUAGGUCAGAUGAAGGUGGGAGACCGUAUCUCUGCAGUCAACGGUCAGUCCAUUAUGGAGCUGUCUCACAACGAUAUCGUCCAGCUCAUCAAGGAUGCCGGCAAUUCGGUCACGCUCACUGUUGUGCCUGAAGAUGACAGUGCUCCUCCAUCUGGAACAAAUUCAGCCAAGCAGAGCCCCUCAGCACAACACAGAGCUGUGGGCCAGCAGCCUCCCAGCUAUCCAGAAAGGAAUGGUGACGGUGAAGUGAAUAACUUUUUCCCACAAAGAGAGAUGGGUACACUCAUGACAUCUGGCCCUAAGCAGGGCUGUUUCGUGGUGGAGCUGGAGCGCAGCCAGCGAGGCUUUGGCUUCAGUUUGAGGGGGGGGAAAGAGUAUAACAUGGGACUGUUCAUACUGCGCCUCGCUGAGGAUGGACCUGCUCUUAAAGAUGGCAGGAUACAUGUUGGAGAUCAGAUAGUGGAGAUCAACGGCGAGGCCACACAGGGCAUCACACACACUCGGGCCAUUGAGCUAAUCCAAGCAGGAGGCAAUAAAGUUCAUCUUCUGCUCCGACCGGGGCAGGGCUUGGUCCCGGAUCACAGUUCAAAGGACAAAGUCACCAUUCAGUCAUCUCCAGCCUCUCCAUCCUCCGUCUCCUUCUCUACCUCAGAACUGUCCCCAUCUUCUCCCAAAAUAUCUGCCUCUGACGAGUUCACUGAGGGGGACCCGAGGGCAUCCGCAUCCCCUGGUGCUGCGCAGGAGCACGGUAGGCAGGCUAACAGAUCACGAGGUCAGCAGCUCCCACACCACAACCAUAAGCGCACCACUAGCCCCAGCACUCAGACCAGAAAAACAAGCAGGGGAGACUCCAAGUCUAGUAGUCCAAAAAGAGCAGCUGAAGGCUGGGCAGAUCAAGCAGAGCACUCCCAGAGCCCUAGAAGAACAGGGCAAGGCCACAGCGGAUCCUUGGAAGAUAUGAGCAAUGAGAGAAGAAUUCAAGGACAGAGAGACCACUACUCCUCUAGCCCCAGGAAGGGCUCCAAGAAGGAGUAUGACACUGUUGUGCCUUUGAAAAACCUGGAGGAGCCCCAGAGUCCUAGGCGUCCAGCAGGCCAACAGCCCAGCAUUCCCACUAGAGAAGGGAAGGACUGGAGGUACAAGGAGGAGGACGCAGCUUACUGGCAGCAGAGGGGUACAACAGAGAGUGGAGACAAAAGCAGGGUUUCCACUGAACUGCACAAGAAGGGCAAAAGGGCUGAGCACGAGGCAGUGGCCCAAAAAUCUCUCUCCCAAACACAGAGGGAAAGGCUGGGGUCAGAUGCUGAUAGUGGCACCCUAAACCGAAGGAGUGCACGAGAGAAGGGGGAUAAAGAGUAUUGGGAGAGUAAGUACCAUGGCCCAGUUGAUGAAGUGAAUAGAAAGGACCCCAGAGGUUCAAGCAGUAGCAUUCAGGACCCUAGCUGCAAUGGGACCACUACUAGCAAGAAGACUCCAAUCACCCCAGGCCCGUGGAAAGUUCCUAGCUCUGCCAAGAUCCAUUCUCAAGUGGACAUAACAUAUGCAGACGUCUGAUAUCUGUCCCUGCAUUUAUCAACAGAAAGCUGAGCCUCUAAAGUGUGGACAUCCACAAUGGAAUUAUCUUCUUUUUUUUCUUGAACAAAGCAAAUCACUGUGUAACCAGCAACAUAGCUUCUCAUUGCUUGUGAUUUUUUUUUUUUCUUCACCCAGUUUGCCUUGGUUAGUUUGCAUCAACCUGCUGAUGUACGUGCUCGUACUUACAUGAGUGAGAUGGAUGAUGUGUGUGUGUUUUAGAUUGUCUACUUUGUGCCAAUCACAGACUCUGGGAAACGAAGCUGCUCUGUGUUGCACUCACUGUGAGACUGUUUGUGGGUAAGUGAGUGAACUGCUCCUUCCGGCUACUCACAUCACAAUGAAGGAUCCAACUUUUUUUUUUUGUUAUUAUUCUUCUUCUUCGUCGUCACUUUAAAAGGUUUAAGGCACAUCCCUACAAUCACUCAUUUCCUCUUCCUGGCAAGACUAAGUCACUGUUGCUGUCACUGAUGCAUGUAUUUAAAAAAAAAAAAGAGGUUGGUGAAGUUCUAAGGUGGCUUCACUCUCUUCUGAUUUAUUUACAGUCUGUUCUUUGGGAGCCUGACUAGACUUGUGGAUUGCUAUAAAUUGUGUGUGUGUGUGUGUAUGCGUGUGCGACUUCAUUCACACACACUGAGACGCCCUGAUUUUAUUUGCUUAUCACAGGGUUGGCAUACACUAUCCAGGAGCUUCAUAUGCAUAAAUCAGCGGACCAGAUACUUGUGGUUAUAAUUCUAAUGUUUGUUACAUGUGUGAUGAUAAUAAAGCAUAAUGUAAUUUAUUGAAAUUAUACGUAAACAGAACCGUUUGUGCACAUACCCGUGCUGUCAUUUCACUUAAGAUGUGGAUUUUAAAUAUAGAAAUAGAAUGUGUAAAUGACCGCCACCAUGCGAAACAACAACACUGCAAACCUAUGCAUUCUAUUUCUAAUAUUACAUGUUCUGUAAACAUCAGCCUGAUCCAUAUGUUAUCUACUGUUAGCAGCUCUGUAUUUUUGCUCCUCUGGCUAUGUGUGUGUGUGUGUGUGUGUGUGCGUGUGUGUAUACAACUGGUAGACCGACUGGUAGACCUGUGUAUUUUCAAUAUUACUGUAGCAUCAACUAUAUUCAGAAACAUAUUAUUUAACAAAAAUGACUACACAUAUUGACACAUAAUUUAGAUGAGUUGAAUUGUCAGGGUUUGAUUGUAAUAAGUGAGACCUUUGCCUUCAACUUACUUAAACGUUUAAGAGAUAUUGGUAUUUUUAUCAUCAUUAAUGUAGGCACAAAAACAUAAUUCUCCUCACUCUAACCUCCAAAUCUAUUUUUGAUCUAUUUUUUUAUUUACAACAUGACCAAUAAUGUGAGAAACAAGUGCAUGUAUAUUUUUGCUUAGCUGUUAAUUAUUAACAACAUCAUGGCUGUCACUAUGGUGACAUAAACUAAAGCUAGACUCACAAAGAACGCAAUUCAUUUCCCACAUAUGGAAGGAAGGAAUUUGUGGUUGCACAUAUUGCAACAUGUGAAGAAUGGCUUGACUUCUUUUGUGGGAGUUCUAUUUGAAAUUCCUCUGUGAAGUUUAUCAAAUUGAAUUAAACAGGAGCUCAUAGGCUUCUUAAAAAACUAUAUAUAUUUAUUGGAAUCAGUUGUACCCUGCUCUGAAGAUGAAAUAUGUUGUCUCGAUGUUGUUAACGUGGAGUACAGAGACAUCUAGUGGUUGGUUGCUCAUCAGCCUGCCAGUGAAAGGAUGUACAGGAAUAACACUCGCAUCUUCUGGUCUGUGAGGCCACUUAUUAAUUUAUUGUCCACUUUAUUGUUGAAUAAUUAUUUACUGUUCAUUAUUAUGUAUGAUACCGUGGCCUUGCAUUGCUCCAAGAUAGAACAACAUUAUCUUAAUUUUAACAUCAUUGUAGUUUUAAAUGUUUAUAAAUUGUACAGCACCUGUAAAAAAAAAUAUUUGCCUUCAUGCAGAAAAGAAAAAUCCUCUGUAAAUUGUUUCAUUAUUUUUUUAAGGGAACUGAGAGGAAAUGAUAUAACAAUAAUGGGUGAAAACAAAUAAUCUGGUCAUGGCAUUCCGUUCAUGCACUGAUAAAUAAAGGUUUACUGAGAAAUACA